AUGGUCCACUAUGUCGACGUUGGGAAAUAUGCGGGGUUAACGCCACAUGAUCUUGCCCCCUCAAUGGCAUCCGCACUUUUCAUGGAUCACUAUGUUCCUGGAACCGUUGCAAUAGGAUCUGCUUGGUCUGUCUACUGGGAGUGGCACAACAUGUGCUCUCUUGUGGCCACGCUCUAUGUGAUCGCUGUGUGCAGGUUUUCGGCACGCCCACAGCUGGAUAUUAUGGGCCCAACAAUGAGCCCAUCAAUAUUGGCUAUAGACGGUGGAGGGGUCCGUGGGGUUAUCCCCUUGGAGUUCCUUUUGCUUGUACAGGAGCACUUGAACCCAUGCACGAUCCAGGAUGUGAUCGAUCUUGGGAUAGGUACUAGUUCAGGUGGUCUGAUAAUCCAAGGCCUCUUUAUCAUGUCCUGGACUGUGCCGGAAUGCUCUCGUACUUUUGAAAGCCUAGCCCAUCGUAUCUUUAGCCAGCGGCGGAAUUCUGCCGCUCUGAACUUGAUUCGCCCAUUCAUAACGGGCCGGUCAUUGGUCAGCGAAUCAGCUCGAUGGCUGAGUUGGCUACUCCGUGAUAGCUGCUACGAUGCUCGUGUAUUCGAUGAUGUCCUAAAGGAGACUUUUGGAGAGUAUAGACGGAUGUUUGGCCCUAGUCGAGAUGAUCCAAGGGAGCAGUCAUACUCCAGCACCAAGGCCGGCGUGGUUGCGACAGGAAUCUCCCGAGACACGAGCACAUUUGUCUUCGCUAACUUUAAUCCGACGAGUAGGAACGAAGCCGUCAAGGUCAUCGAAUCAUCCGGCCUAGUGACACCGCACGGGACCCCACGGUUUGGAAAGCGGCCAGGGCCACGGCCGCGGCCCCCCUUCUUUUUUACCCCCGCAGAUCUGCAAGGAAUUGGCUCUUUUCAGGACGGUGGGCUGAAACAUAACUUCGCUGGCGCUAUUGCCCUGGAAGUUUCCCACCAGAUCUGGCCAAACGCUGGCGGGUCAGUUCGGAUGUUAUCCCUAGGCACCGGGAUAACGGAGCUAUCCGUGAACCAGACGCCCCAUUUUCGAAACGUUUUUCGGGACAGCUUUUUACGCCGAGGGUUCGACGCGUGGAUGUCAACUAUGGACACUGAGCAGGACUGGAGGAAGUACAAGAGCCGCCUCUCGAGGCAGGGGGCCUUUGACACCAUCAGACUGAACGUCCCCCUAGGUGAUACACCAAAUGGGAUUGACGCGGUUGCUAGAAUAGAAGAAUACCGCGGCCUGGUUAUUGCCCAACCCGGCAGCGCUAGGAUGGCCCGGGAGGCCGCUACCAUGCUACUCGUAUCUCGAUUUUACUUCAUUAUUUGUGGCCUACCGGAAGACACCACGGCCCCUUUUUGGUGUUGCGGUAUGAUUCGUUGCAAGGGACCCGCACAGUCCAUCAUUGAAGCCCUGGAGCAUCUUUACCCUGACGGCACGAGGUGGAUGUCUGAUUAUGGACUGCUGGAGAACUUCCAGGGACAAUCCGGGAUUUGCCCAUCAUGCGGGGGCUACAGCCAAGAAAUCAGAAUCCUUGCUCGACAUGAGGACCAUGAGAUCAACAUUUUCCUUGAAACCGGGUCCAAGAAGCGAUGGCGAGCCAGCGGAUUCCCUGCCACUGUGGCUUCAUUUGUGGACAAGCAGGGCUUCCAUUCACGUUUCGGCCGGGACGAUCACGGAAAACCAGGCUGGGCUUCCUGUAAAAUGUGUGACGUCUCCCGAAUGCAAACAAAGAGAAAGUGCGCAAUUGUGGCUCCCAACGCCGAGACCCCGAAGAGAGCCCGGCGGCCUGAGCGCAAAUAG
Penicillium chermesinum is the source of this 1803-nucleotide messenger RNA. RefSeq names its product patatin-like phospholipase family protein. Gene Ontology annotation, cellular component: membrane. NCBI's taxonomy places the organism in Eukaryota, Fungi, Ascomycota, Eurotiomycetes, Eurotiales, Aspergillaceae. The transcript has 7 exons. Bases 1 to 1803 code for a protein of 600 amino acids. Gene Ontology annotation, biological process: arachidonate metabolic process. The record is from RefSeq and is a predicted model, not a curated record.